AGCCAUAUCUCAUUACCAUCCUCCUGAUAGUGCAGCCAGUGGGUGUUGCAAGAGGAGGAGGGAAAGAGAGCAAGACACUGAGCUUUAGAGAGAGAGAGGGAGAGAGGGGAAGAGGAGGAGGACAGGCAGAGAACCAGAGCGAGCGUUAUCGAGAGGGACAACACUCAGCAACACAACAAGAGAUCCGCAUGGGAACAGCAGCUCACUGGAAAAGCAGAGGCAUAAGAGAUAUAGAGGCAGGGUAGAGGAGGUGGUGUGCAAGACAUACGUGUCAGAGCCUGAGGAUCUGUAAGUGUGUGAGUGGGUGUGUGGGUGUGGGUGUGUGUGUGUGUGUGUGUGUGUGCGCGUGUGUGCUCUCCUGAGGCCGUGGCAGCCAUGGCGUCAGAGCCCAGCGCCCAGUCCAGGGUGAUGUUCCAGGCAAAGGACAAAACAGAGGAGCCGGCUCACCGCAAGCUGGGCAAGCUGACGGUCAAGUACAACCGCAAGGACCUGCAGAGGCGGCUGGAUAUUGAGGAGUGGAUCGACGGACAGCUGCACCUGCUGUUUGACUGCGAGGAGGAGGAGAUCCCGGAGUUAGAGAUCGACAUAGAUGAGCUCCUGGAGCUGACAGAUGAAGGCCAGAGAACCCGGCUGCAGGAGCUGUUGCAGGAAUGCGGGAAGCCAAAAGAGGAUUUUAUCAACGGCCUGCUCUACAGGAUAAAGGGUCUGCGUAAAAUGUCAGGUCCCUUGAAGAAAUAAUUUUAGGUCAAAUAAAUUAUUGAGACAGUGCGGGGCUUCUGUAUCUUCCCAUCAUCCGAAGAGGUUAACUGUUUAGACGGCAGUACGUGCGGUUCACGUUUGGGGAUCUCUUCCCGGGUCAGUAUCAGUCUGACACCAGAGCAGUUGGGUUUUGAAUAGAUUUUCUUUAUUAUUAUUAUUAUUUCACUUUCAUGUAUGGACUGCUAAAACAUUUUGUUUCCCAUUAACCAAUAAUGCACAUGAGAUAAAAGCUGUUAUGCCUAUUACUCAGACAGACUGGGUUUUUUUUGUGUAAGACUGUACAUUUUCAUUUGCCUAUUUAUGUACAUAAAUAUUUUUGUUCUGAUGACAGUGUUGUAAGUUAAAAUAAAAAUUGAACAUUUUCAAGACAA
Molecule: messenger RNA, 1130 nt
Organism: Hippoglossus stenolepis (Pacific halibut)
Lineage: Eukaryota; Metazoa; Chordata; Actinopteri; Pleuronectiformes; Pleuronectidae
Gene: ppp1r14d
Product: protein phosphatase 1 regulatory inhibitor subunit 14D
Exons: 4
Coding region: 376-738 (120 amino acids)
Biological process (GO): regulation of phosphorylation
Cellular component (GO): cytoplasm
Molecular function (GO): protein serine/threonine phosphatase inhibitor activity
Source: RefSeq, a predicted model, not a curated record